GGUCCAUGGUGUAAUAUAAUAUGCAUCGACCUAUCUGGUCCAAUAGACAGUGAUCAAAGUUAUACACCAUAACAGCUAUAUCCUUGCUAAUGCGAUGAGAUUUGAAUAUUUGCUCAUAGAUCAGUUUUGUGUACAUUCUAAGCUGUGUCGUGAAAUCGGAAACGUGGAAAUUACCCCUUGUCCGGUGUGAAUGCAGGCACUAAGUUGUGUUCGAAGUCUAAUUCGAAUAGUUGUCUGUUCAAGGUUGGAGCUUCCUUUAAUAAAGCCUUCCCCGGGAUUGUGAAACUACCAAUAUCCGGGCAACUUUAGGCUCUAUUAUAUUCAAUAGGGUUAUCCAGCCGCAGAGAAUAAACGGUUGAGUCUAGCUCGGAGGUCUGCAGAGCAACUAUGACAGGGUUAACGAUGCCUAACAUUGCACUGAUCGGCCUUUUCUUGACACACAUCCGCACCUGUGGUGCAUCGAACAUAUUAGUAAGCCCCCUCAUCGGCAAGGGAAGCCAUUUCUAUCUCUCAGCCGCCAUUGGGGAGCAACUUCUCGUCCGAGGUCAUAACCUUACCUACCUGGUCAGUAAUGCGUUCGAAGACCACGUCAAGAAGAGUCGUUUCGGUGAGAUGUUCCACUAUGAAGUAUUCAAGCAUUCGAUCCCCGUGGAAGACAUCCACGAACUGUUCCACAAUUUAAGCCGAUCCCUCUCAUCAGUAGGUCCAGGCAAUGAGUACAACGUGAGUAAGAUAUUAUUCGAGACUCAGCGAAACGACUGCACCGCCAUUCUUGAAGACGAAUUCCUUAUGACUCGUCUUCGAUCUGCAAACUUCUCAUCACUCUUGUACGACACCACUUGGGUUUGUGGCGCGAUCAUUGGAGAGGUCCUUAACCUUCCAUAUUUUGCAGUUGUUCCCUAUCCAAGUCCUUGCUUCCACACAGCUAGUGAAGGUUCAGGGUUCAAUCCAACCUAUGUACCAUCUAUAAUGACAUCUUACUCCAGUGUCAUGUCUUUUAAAGAGCGCUUAAUUAACUCAUUGGCUUUCGUAAUUUAUCACAAUCUAGGUAUACAAGUUACAAUAAAGCCCUACAAACCUAUAUGUGAACGAUUUGGUAUAGCAGACCCAUAUGAUCUUAUGAAGAAGAUAAAGCUGUGGUUUGUGAACAGCGACUUUGUUGCAGAAUAUCCUUGUGCCUUACCCCCUAAUGUCAUUCCAGUGGGUGGUCUUACGUCGCGAGAUCCCAUGCAACUCUCAUCGGACAUAGAAGACUUCAUCCAAGGUUCAGAAAGUGACGGCAUCAUCAUCUGUUCAUUUGGCACCAUCCUGACCCUGGAUGACUCUAACAUGGCCCUGUUUAAGAUGUUUGUAGAGGCGUUUACCAGGUUACCCCAGAGAGUUCUCUGGCUCGUGAAGACAUCGCCUCCAUUUCCUGUCCCCUCAAGUAUCAAGAUUCUGCCGUGGCUUCCCCAGAAUGAUAUCCUUGGACAUCCUCAAACGAGAGCCAUUUUCUUUCAUGGAGGGCACAACAGUUACUAUGAAGCUAUUUAUCAUGGUGUUCCUGUAGUUGCGAUGCCCGUCAUUGCAGACCAUUUUGACGUGUCGAACAGAGUUGUACACUUCGGGCUUGGACUGAAGCUAAACAAAGAUAACAUAACAUCGGAUAUGAUUUAUGAAGCUCUGUAUGAAGUAACAUCCAACAGCACCUACAUGCAAACAGCCAAACGGAUGUCGGCUAAUUUACGGAAUCGGCCGAUGAAGCCGGCUGAACGAGCAGCGUUUUGGAUUGACCACGCCCUCAACCAUGGCACCGACAAUCUUGAGAUAUCCGCAGAACAUUUGAAUAUUUUCCAGUAUUAUCUCUUGGACGUGAUAGCUUUCAUUUUCCUGGUUAUUAUAUUUUCUGUUUACUUUACAAUCAAGUGCAUUAAGGUGGUAUGUAGCCGAAUAUGUCGCUUUCGAAAUCCAACGAUAAAGGAGAAAGCUAAGUGAAGGAUUAUUAAACAAACAUUGAUUUGCUCAGAUCUUGCUUCUAAAUGAUCAGAAUUAUGUGCUGUCAAGUUCUCCUGUUAUCAAAUACAUUUUCCCCGAAAUUUCUUGUUAAAGGGCAAGACUAAUGUGAUCUUUUCUGUCCGAUACAUAUAAUACCGGCCAUAUCCGUA
Molecule: messenger RNA, 2144 nt
Organism: Strongylocentrotus purpuratus (purple sea urchin)
Lineage: Eukaryota; Metazoa; Echinodermata; Echinoidea; Camarodonta; Strongylocentrotidae
Product: UDP-glucuronosyltransferase 2C1-like
Exons: 3
Coding region: 388-1974 (528 amino acids)
Molecular function (GO): UDP-glycosyltransferase activity
Source: RefSeq, a predicted model, not a curated record